UCUUAUUGUCUGAAUACUAUAAUUGAAAUCUAAAAUAAGAUGCGUUUCGCAAUUGCUUGUCUGAUGCUUGCUGCAGCUGCUUCUACGACAGCUAUCCCUUCUGGUCAAUAUUCUUCUGUAAACGACCCAUACUACGGUAUCAACUAUCAUAAUAGUCCUCUUUAUGGCGAAACCAACGGUAUAGCCGGACGUGGAAAUUUAAACAGAAACAAUAGAGUAUAUUCAGAUUCUUACCAAAAUAAUGCAAUCAACAACGAUAUUAAUUCGCCACAAAACAAAGGUAUCUAUUAUGCCGAUUCUUCGGUCUUUCAAAAUACCCUUGGUGACGCAGGAACUGGAACUGGAAACCAGAACAAUUUGGCCCAAACAAGGAGUCAUCAAGAUAAUAGAAUCAACAACUACAGACGUGGUGGAAACUUAGACAGUAGAAUCGACUAUUACAAUUCACCUGUAGGUCAAAGGACUGAAGGUAGAGCAGGAAAUGGAAAUUUGAAUGACAACAAUUUGUCCAGAGUAAGCAGUUAUCAAGAUAACUCACUCAAUAAUGGAAAUAGAAACUAAGAAAAAUUUUUAUA
This is a messenger RNA of Microplitis demolitor, 575 nucleotides long. RefSeq names its product probable ATP-dependent RNA helicase ddx42. Lineage: Eukaryota; Metazoa; Arthropoda; Insecta; Hymenoptera; Braconidae. The record is from RefSeq and is a predicted model, not a curated record. The coding region runs from base 40 to 561 and encodes 173 amino acids. The transcript is spliced from 2 exons.